AUCUGGAAUUUUCUUAUUUCCACGCGGUUUUAAAAGGGGGAAAAUGAUGUAGCUUCAUGUGCUCGCCAGAGCCGCACAGGUCUUCGUCUGUAUGUCGUCCGUUUCUCUCUCGUUGUUCCUCUAUAGCUCCCAGCUGAAGUCCUAGAGAGAGAGAGUGAGAGAGAGAGAGAGAGAGAGAGAGAGAAGAUGGGAAGGGCUCCCUGUUGCUCUAAGGAGGGUUUAAACAGAGGUCCAUGGACUGCUAAGGAAGACGCAUUGCUCAUGAAGUAUAUUCAAACUCAUGGUGAAGGCCAUUGGAGAUCUCUGCCUAAAGAAGCUGGGCUUCUUAGAUGUGGAAAGAGCUGUAGGUUGAGAUGGAUGAAUUAUUUAAAGCCAGACAUCAAGAGAGGUAACAUCACCCCCGAUGAGGAUGACCUUAUCAUCAGGCUGCAUUCCCUUCUUGGCAACCGAUGGUCUCUCAUCGCAGGAAGGCUUCCGGGUCGAACCGAUAAUGAGAUAAAGAAUUACUGGAACACCCAUCUCAGCAAAAGGCUCAGAAGCCAGGGAACCGACCCAAAUACUCACAAAAAGUUGUCGGGUCGGGGUGAAGAACCCAAGAAGAGAAAAAACAGAAAGAGCCCGAAUACUAAGAAUAAGAGCAGCAAGGAAAAUAGCAAAGGUCAGGUAGAAGCAGGGACACCCGUCAAGGUCCAUCUCCCAAAGCCUAUUCGGGUCACCCGGGUCUCGAUGUCCAGGAACAAUAGUUUCGAUAGCUGCAACACAGUAGCAGAAGAGGGAGGAUUCAGUGGAAUGACGGUGGAUGAGAGUCCGUGUUUUUCUCAUUUAAAAGACGCAGAUCGUGAUGAUGGGGUUGGUUGUUGUCUCCCGGGUGAUCGUGAUCGAGUGGAUGAUCUUCUUACAAUGAACGGCUCAGAUUUUGAAUGCCAGUGCCAGUUCCCAACAGCAGGCAACACCCUGGAGAAGCUGUACGAGGAGUACCUGCAGCUGUUGAACACAGAGGAGGAUCAAUUGGCCCAGUUAGACUCCUUCGCUGAAUCCUUAUUGCUGUGAUGAUCAGCCUGACGGGGAAUGGUAGAUGCAUUGGUAUUUUGGCUUUUCAAGUUUCAUCACAUGCCUACCUUCCAACAUAGUUGGAAGCAUUAUGUUCUAUGUAUAAUAAUAAUAAUAAUUUAUUAUUAUUUUUCUGAUAA
This is a messenger RNA of Malania oleifera, 1190 nucleotides long. Its product is annotated as myb-related protein 308-like. Lineage: Eukaryota; Viridiplantae; Streptophyta; Magnoliopsida; Santalales; Ximeniaceae. The record is from RefSeq and is a predicted model, not a curated record. The coding region runs from base 187 to 1050 and encodes 287 amino acids. The transcript has 2 exons.